Messenger RNA from Medioppia subpectinata, 939 nucleotides. NCBI's taxonomy places the organism in Eukaryota, Metazoa, Arthropoda, Arachnida, Sarcoptiformes, Oppiidae. The record is from the annotation of a GenBank genome assembly.
AUGAGAGGCACGUGGCCUAUAAUGUUGAAUCCCGGGCCUUCAUAUGUGCUCAAAAUAUCGGACAUUUGUUUUUACAUGAAUAUAACCAAAGAGGAGAACUCGGCGUUUCUGCCGGCGACCGGUCACACGUCGGGCGCGUCCGGCAGUGGCGACAGCGGCAACAAUGGAGAGGCCGUCAAACCGGUGGACACGGAGUCGGCGACCACUCCUACCUAUAAUCGCAUUCAGAUUCCCCGCGAAACCAAAGAGAAGGUCGAGAUGUCGUUCCUGUCGAGCGUUCGCCGGAAGAGCUCAAACAUAUUCUCAUCGGAUUCGACGCUUUCUGGCACUAAAAUCCGAAGGGAUUCGUCGCCGACGCGACUCAAGCGCGCGGUCACAGAGUUUGCCGUCAAAGUGAAACGCGUGACCACUGGUGGCCGUCAGUGCGGUCACCUCGAAGUGCCUAAGAUUGAGUUCGGGAGUCCCGCCUCUCCCACCGCCAAAACCAAUGAUGUGGUGGCGGCCAGAGGUCGGCGGCCCAGUAUAGCGCCGGUGCCGGCGAUGUUGGGCGACAAGGACUCGGACAGUGACCGCGACAGCGAACACGAACAGGAAAAGUAUUUGGAUAUACCCUGGAAUGCACCGGCAGAGUCAUCCGACAUUGUGAAAGGUUUUCCUCCGGUCUCGCCGUACGUCGGGGUCAGUCCUACGCUCUGCUAUUUAGUUAAGGACAAGAAGCCUCCGUGUUGUCUACAAAUAUCACAGCAGUGCGAUCACUGUCCAUACCUUCACGCCCGGGACUACAACUGGCAACAAACCCGGUGUAUAAUACUGGCGGCCGAUUACGCGAGUAAUGGUAUCUACAACUUCAUUGUGCCUCUAAGAGCUCACUUCCAUAACCCAAACACUUUGCGGCCGAUUGUGUUGCUGUUGGAAAGGCGUCCGAACCCGGCCUUCAUU